Molecule: messenger RNA, 1152 nt
Organism: Neltuma alba
Lineage: Eukaryota; Viridiplantae; Streptophyta; Magnoliopsida; Fabales; Fabaceae
Product: (R)-specific enoyl-CoA hydratase
Biological process (GO): fatty acid biosynthetic process
Cellular component (GO): mitochondrion
Molecular function (GO): (3R)-hydroxyacyl-[acyl-carrier-protein] dehydratase activity
Source: RefSeq, a predicted model, not a curated record
GGAAAAUGCCAUUAGGAUAUGCUUGCUUAGUGCACACCAAGUCCAUCAAUUAUAGUCGCUACGGUUGAAAUUGGGAAAUUCUAUGGUCAUAAAUUAUGAGGGAAAAGAGUAAUCAUUGGGUUACAUCUAUUAUGAUACUAGGAGUGAGUUUACUUCUCCAUGUUGCCAGCAUCUUAGCUCUGAUGCCAUUGUGAUAUGCAGAGAACCACAAGAGUGUAAUUUACCCCUGAGCAACUUCAUGGAUCAUUGAGCAGUCUCUGAUAAUUUACUAUAGCCUCGUUUAUAACUCUCAAGGAUGCUAAAUCUAUUCUGCACAGUAGAACGGCUACUUAAAAUAUCUACUUCUAACUUAUUCUCUUAAUUUCUUUUAGUUGUGCUCUCAUUCUCUAUUUCCCACGUACUAUCUUCCUUUUAAGGAACAUUAAGCUGCAGUCUGCUUCAUUACCAAUUGGGCGAUAACAUCAGGAUUUGAUUUUGCAGAACCCUCGCAAGAAUGCUCACAAGGUUACUUUCCAGCAGACUCCAGUCUCUUAGGCUCUUUUCAUCGGAAACUCCUCGUGUACUAAAACCUGGGGAUGUCUUGAGGCAGACAAGGAUUUUUACUGAUGAAGAUGUCCUUCAAUACUCGAAGGUGAGUCAUGAUUCUAAUCCUCUGCAUUUUGAUUCGGAAGCUGCCCGAAAUGUUGGAUUUGAAGGUCGACUAGUGCAUGGGAUGCUCGUUGCUUCUCUCUUUCCUCAUAUCAUCUCGUCACAUUUUCCUGGAGCUGUAUAUGUAUCUCAAAGCUUGAAUUUUAAGUUCCCGGUCUAUAUUGGAGAUCAGAUUAUCAGUGAAGUACAAGCAACUAAUCUAAGAGUAAAUAAAAAUCGAUAUCUUGCAAAAUUUAAGACGAGUAGCUUCAAGAGGCGAAUUCUUGUUCUUGAAGGUGAGGCUGUGGCUAUUCUACAAACCUUGACUAUGGAAGAUGGUCAUUGCAAGGAGCAGUGAAACCUAUUCAUUAGUCUAACUUGUUUCCCAGAGAUGCCUUGUUUGAGCAGAAAGAUUAUGGUUUAUGAGACUUUUUUUUUGAGUUCUACUGAUGAACUUGCAAACAUUAGAGGUUGUACUUUUGAUUGCCUUGAUAAACUCUUAAAACACAAGAAUUGAAAGGUCAA